Dermacentor andersoni is the source of this 5924-nucleotide messenger RNA. RefSeq lists its product as uncharacterized. Gene Ontology annotation, molecular function: molecular adaptor activity. Gene Ontology annotation, cellular component: caveola. Gene Ontology annotation, biological process: caveola assembly. The record is from RefSeq and is a predicted model, not a curated record. NCBI's taxonomy places the organism in Eukaryota, Metazoa, Arthropoda, Arachnida, Ixodida, Ixodidae.
AUGGCCCAGCAACAGCGGCAUGACGAGUACGGAGAAGAAGAGGCGGCUGAAAGGAAGACGAAAAGGCAAGGAGGGGGAAGUAAGGGCGGGGUGACUGACGGCCAACGAGGGGCGUCGGCCCACGGCGGGCCCGCGCUGGCGGCGGCGUCGCGUCGUCAGGACGCGCGGGCCACGGCGGCCGCGGCGGCGGCAGUGUUGGCCGUGGCACCGGCGGCCGAAGCCAGAGCGCGCCACUCGGUCUCCGGACCUCCGACGGGUGUGGGAGCGGCCGCGGCUCGCUCCAACAAGAAGCGGCUCUCGGCUGCGGUGCACGCGACCACGCUCCCGCUCGACGCCGGCUUUGUCGGGGCUGCGGUGGGCAAGAAACGCACGGCCUCGGUGCGUCCCGAGGUGAUGCUGGGCAGCGCGGCCACCCUGGUCGGCACGGCACCCGCGCCGCCUUCUUCCAACGCCGGCGGAGGAGGCGUGAUGGUGGUGGACGCGGCGGGCGCCAGGCGCGCCGGCGCAGGGGGGCCCUCGACGACGAUGAUGCGGGGAGGUAGCGAGAGGGACCCGAACGUACUCAGCGAGUACCUACAGGUGGAGUUCGACGACGUGUUCGCCGAGCCCGAGGGCACGUACUCGCUGAACGGCGUCUGGAAGGCGGCCACGCUCACCUUCACGCACACCAAGAACAUCUGCUACCGGGCGCUGAGCCUCCUGUGCGCCGUGCCCCUGGCGCUGAUCGUGGGCAUCAGCUUCGCGUGCCUGUCCUUCCAGCACAUCUGGUGCAUCGGGCCGGCCAUCCGCCACUGCCGCGUCAACUGCCACGUGGUUCGCCAGUACAUGCGCAUCAUCCUCGAGUCGUGCUGCGCGCCGUGCUUCUACGAGAUGGGCCUGGUGCUCAGCAGGAUCCGCGUGCACCACGUCCAGAACGGGGACAGGCACCACAUGGAGCCCAUCUAGUCUGGGGCCGGUGGACACCGGUCGCGGCGCGCUGGGCAGGGCGACGAUAAUAGGCAGUUUUAGCGCAGCGUUUGUACGGUCUUGCCGUUACCGGUACCGGCGGCGACGACUGCGCAUCCACAUCGAGAGAGAGCGAGAAACAACUUUAUUAAAGUGAAAACAAGUAUCACGGAGGCAUGGGGGUCAGGCGGUGCCCGGCCGCCGCCACCUCCUCGGCUCGCUUAAUGGCCCCUGAGUCGCACGUCGAGGCUAUAGUCCCACAGCAUGCACAUGCACACAGUUUACCGGGCAGAGUCAUAGCAGUCGACAUCGGUAAUGGUAACGAUAAUACAGUAAUGCUACGGUUAACAAAACUGUUGAUGUCACGCUAACGUACCGUCAGCAUAAUUUUAAACACGAACAGUAACGAACGCCUCUUACGCGUAAUUACGUGGAAGUGCGACGCCUAAUCACUCUGUAGCCGCUUUCUAUGCAUGAAGAAGUCCAAAUUGUACGUUUUCGAGUUUGAAUUGGGCCACUGAUACAAAUGUAGGUGAAAUUUCAAACAGAAUAAUGCAUUGCAGUAGUUUCGGAAUUGUUCGCGUUUGAAGCAUAUCCUUAUACUAAAGCCCCGGUUGAACGUGACAGGGACCAGCGAGUUGGCGGUCGGUCAAAGAUUACUUCCCUUGUACAAUUCGGAGGAGUAUCACCGGCACCGCAUCCCGUGCAUUGGGUGCACGCUAAAAAACCCCGGGUGGUCUAAAUUAGUCUGGAGUCGCCCACUAUGGCAUGCCUCAUAAUCAAAUCGCGAUUUGGCCACGUAAAACCUCACAAUGUAAUUUUAAUUUUACGGGCACCACCUGACGUCAUGAACGUCUUGACUUAUCUAUAGCUUUCCUAACAUAGUUGGAGACAAGUGGAUCAGUAUAGAUGGCAGAUUCUUCCCGUGUUAGCUGUACAAAAUUGUAGCGGCUACGAUAACGUCAAUACAUACUCCCUCUAAACUUGGCUCUUACGUGGUAACGUCGAAACGACAAGUUUUUUCCUCUUUAAUACGCCUCGUACACGAAUGUAGCGAGGUAGACGGCGAGCAAAGCUCGUGCCGGUCCCAUCUCCCCCACUCUCCACGAGACAUUGUCAAACCGUUUCUCGUCCCAUUACAAUGCUACAGAAAGCGAGGUUCGUUGUACUCCCUCCGCGCUCGAUUAGACAAAAAGUUUUUGGCUGCGCCUUUAACAUUGAGGUGCGUUCUCCAGCUUGACUUAACAAAGCUGAAAGUGUACUCGAUUGUAAGCCACUUGAUUGCAGUUUCAGCUCUUCCGUGCUAAUUAACUGUUCCUCGCCCUGUUGAAUGACGCUACAUUUGUCAUCAAAAAGAGCGUCGACUGUCCGGUGCUGCGCGCGACCAGCAUGUCUCGUACCUACCAUGUGUGUUCUGCUUCAGCGUAGGUGAAGCUAAGGGCAUUGCGUUGCGAUUACCACCAUAGUGUAUUAGCCUUCGGACUCGAGUGUUCUCUUGCAUUGCCUAAGCAGAUGCCCAUGAGAUGCCUUUAGGUUUGGAUAUAGUCACCUGCUUGACUAGCAGAAAACAAAAGACGCCGGUUUUCUUUCUUUCUUUCUUUCUUUCUUUCUUUCUUUCUUUCUUUCUUUCUUCCUUUCCUUCUUUCUUUCUUUCUUUCUUUCUACAAUGUUUUGUGCAUUGGGAGAAGGUCUUUAUAAUUGCUAAAGCAAUGCUGUCAUUCCCGACAAACAGAUAAGUUAACUGAAUUCAACGACAAGACCGUUCGCCGAGUGAUUGGUUGUGGGUAAAACAUUUGGAAGUACCUUCGCGGUGAAGCCCGCUUACGUAAGUGCAUCAGGUAAAUGGAUUGCCGCAUUUUAUAGUCUUGGAAUGUCAGCGCUUCCCACGAAUGUAGCAAGAAGAUGCAUCUGAAGUCGGCGCAUUUAUGAAGUCUGAAUAAAUUCCGCUAUAAGAAGUGAACAACUUUGACCGCCUUGGAAGCAAAACAACACAUGUAAUUCACACCUUUGGUAUCCGUUUUUAACAGCCGUUGAAAAUUAAAUAAAUUGCAGAUAACCACGCUUUAUGCAGCUAGGAAGACCGAGUGCUAAUCAGUUAAAACUCAAGCUCUGUCAACCAUGUUUUCACCUUUAAAAUACUCAUGGCGUCCGACCAGCAUUCUUUUUGUGCCCUAAAACAGCCCUCAUCGAAUGCCUAGAGAAAUAUCUUAGUCGAAAAGUCCUAAUGGUUAGACUGUAUGCUUAAUAUAGCUAAGCCUUCAGUUUCACCUUCGAAGAAACGGAACCUAGCUAUCGUAUCGUCACCUUGUUGAAUGUCGUCAUUCAGCUCGACUAUCGUAUUUACACAUCUACUCAAAUAACCGGUGCAUGUGUCACACAUGUUUCAUACACAGGGACCAAGCACGUAAAUCAACAUUUCCAUAUCUUGUUUUCGGUGCCUGAAAGCAGCGCCAUCGAUGUAAUAUCCUUUCUUUGCUGCUGUGACUGUAACAAAAGGCGACAUCUACCGAACUUUUCCUUGUGAAACUGUAGUUCGGAUUCUAUCACGAAGUUUUGUUUUCUGAGCGAUAAGAUAGCCGGGGGGGGAGGCAUUUUGGAAGUCACGUCUGUAGUCAUUUCCCCAGUGAUGUCAUGGGAGUUUGCGUGAAGUUAGCAGUAUUAGUAUUUCCGUGGGUGACACUGUGUUAUCAAUAAGUUGCACAAGCAAGAAUUCAUCUUAACGCCCACAAUUACACCUUUUUAUUUCGAUGGAGGAUUCUCAGACGACAUAGUGUUUUAUAUGUAUUAUACUUAAACUGUAAGGCCUGUCAUCUGAAAGAAUAAAUAUAUGUACUCGUGGUUAGCUAAAACAUAUCGUGUUCUCCACAACUAAUUACAUGUUCGGCUGCAUAACGCAUCUUGGAUACAAUGUUUAAUUUUUUAUUUCUCCUUUGUUUCUGUCAUGCCAACCACUUUGUGCAUUUUAGAUAUGCAAAGAUAUAUAAUAAAAGAAAGAAAACAUGCAAUAUUACUGCCUAUGCGUUCUUAAAGAGAAUCAUUUUUAUUCUUGUGAAAAACAAUCACGUGAAAUGAGAUAAUGUGCAACCCUUUUCGGAUAACGUGCACAGAAUGGGUGGCAUUGGCUAUAAUAGCCGUAGGACGCUACAAAGUAUAUUGAAAGGUAGUAAAAUUCCAUCCACGUGGUUUCCACACUUAUCUCUCUCUGUCUCUCGCUCCUCUUUUCUAUUUUUCUACCCGUAUCUUAACGUGAGAGAUUACUCGAUUCGACUGCGCGAAGGAUAACUUGCCGCACAUUUUCGUCAGAAAUGAGCACUUAUUUUGCUAUCCGUCGCCUUUAAAACUAAUCUAAAUGGCUGUAUUGUCUUUGCUUAUAAACGUGUUUUAGUGCUAACACAUUCCUUUGCUUCAUUCUUACCUCGUUCGUCUCUCGACAUGCAUGUGAUGAGCAACUGGAACUUAGUGCCGCAUUCGAACAGUUGCUGUUGAGACGCGUUUCAGAAGACAAUCUUUUCAGAGUUCGUACAUUCGAGAAAACGCCUCUGAAGUAUUUAAUUUUGUUAAGACAGCUGUUAGCUAUCACGGUUCUGUAAAAGAAAAAAAGACAUGCCAAUGUCCCUGAACCUUAACGCUGUUUCUGCUUCACUUUUAAUCAUUGUCUCAAAUGAGAUGUGCUUCACUAUUUCGUGCCUUGAGACUGCAUGCCUUCACUAACAAGGCGCUGAAGGAGGUUAGUGUUACGGGAAGUUGAUCAAGGACGCAGCAGUCGUAUGAUACGAUUCUGCGCGCGAUCUGACUUUAUCUAUAUAGCACCAAUAACCGCAUCCAGUGAGUUCCUGUCCCAUUACAGCAGGUUCCUACAAGGUUGAACCUGCUCCAAUAAGUUAUAACGGGUUUCAACGUUCCGGGCAGUCAUUUUUCAACAUUGCGUUGAUAUAGCGCCUCCUAAGACAUUUCUUUUUUCUAGCACUAUUGAACGGCACUGCAUACACAAAAAUGUACGCAGUUAAGUAAAAGCCCAAAGCUGAAUAUCUGCAGCAGAAGUGGGCAUGCAACUUGCAUUUUUUUUCGGGUAGAUGCAAUAUUCUGACUGCAUACCACUAUAGGGAUUUUUCGUUUUUGUUGUUUUUGUUGUUUUUGUGAAAGAUUUGUCUUUACCCAGGUAGGCGCCUAGUUUGGUGCAUCUAGUCAUUUUGCGUGUCUUCAAUGACGUACGGAGUGUAUCACUCUCAAGCAUGUAUGUGACCCCGUGUAGUUUUACUCUUCAGAAAUGUAUAACCGUUCCCUUGCAAUGUGACAGCCUCCGGCUGCUCUAAUUAAUUACUCAGGAUAGCGGGCAAUUCCUGCUUGGAACGAUAGCUUAGAGCCUCUUAUAUGCUUUAUGAAAAUCGCCGUGUCCUUGCGACGCAGAAAGUACCGAAAACAUUUUGAAAAGCAUUUUGCAAUGGCUACAGGUAUACAUUUACGUGGUUCUCGGUUCGUGCGAGUAAGUGCUUAUAAUGGUACUUAAGGCAGGUGUCACAUUUGCUGCCGUAAGAUAAUUUUGUCUUUCUUUGUUAUUUAGCUGAGCAAAACCAAGAUCAUUUCUUUAUUCGACUGAUAAGGGUAAUCUCACUUAAAAAAUAGUUUUCAGCAUUUCUCACCAUAAUAUUAUCUCAUAUAGGGAUCACAUUUGUUAUAGUAGUGCAAACAAAAAAUAUUUGGUACUGCGAACCAAUUUACGUUUUUUACCUUUGUUAUUAGUGUACACCGAAACGUCAGAAAUGUUUGCUGUUAUGGCCUUACGAGCAUGUGUCCCAGAUGAACCCUGUGAGUGAUACUCAAAACCUCGAUACAUACACACAUCUUAAAAAAAUAUUUGUGUGGUGGGUGAAACCUGUACAGAGCUGUGACGCUGUUUUCUUCAUAUUUCAUACUGCUGCAAUGUCCCGUGUCGCCACGAUUUGUACUGCAAUAAAGAUGAAUGUUAUAUCUAAACAGAA